Molecule: messenger RNA, 2208 nt
Organism: Phymastichus coffea
Lineage: Eukaryota; Metazoa; Arthropoda; Insecta; Hymenoptera; Eulophidae
Product: zinc finger protein 514-like
Exons: 2
Biological process (GO): regulation of transcription by RNA polymerase II
Cellular component (GO): nucleus
Molecular function (GO): RNA polymerase II cis-regulatory region sequence-specific DNA binding; DNA-binding transcription factor activity, RNA polymerase II-specific
Source: RefSeq, a predicted model, not a curated record
UGGUACGCAGGAUAUGAGCAGUUUGUCAAACGCAACCUGACUCUGCUCCCACACCAGCAAGCCAGUCAGCCGCUGCAUCAGCCACAGCAGCCCUUGCAGCCAACACUGAGCCAUUCACAGCAGCCUGACCUGAUAAUGACAUCCAUGUUCGAACAACAGAUCAAGAGCGAGCCCAUGGGUUUCUAUUCGGUGGCAUCCAGCAGAUCUGAUGGCUCCAACUCCAUGGUCAACCUGUCGGACGACAGAGAGGAACUGUCCCAGCAGGAAGGCCACCUGCAAGCGCAGCAGGGCUUGGUGGUACACCAGCACCAGCAGCAGCAAAUACAGGAGCACCACCAGCAGCAGCUGCAGGAGCACCAGCAUCAGCAGUCACAGGAGGAGCACCUGGGUCAACAAGAGCUGAGCCAGGAUGAGCACAGCCCGAUGAUGCAUCACGAGGAAGAGUUACAGCAGCAGUCGGACGACAGGCAGUCGACUGGGUCGCAGCCGGGCAAGGAGGCCAGCCGGUCGAAGCCGCAGCCGUGCAAGGUCUGCGGCAAGGUGCUGUCCUCAGCCUCGUCCUAUUACGUGCACAUGAAGCUGCACUCAGGCAACAAACCCUACCACUGCACCGUCUGCGAGGCGAGCUUUUGCCGCAAGCCCUACCUGGAGGUGCAUAUGCGCACCCACACGGGCGAGCGGCCCUUCCAGUGCGAGCUCUGCCUCAAGCGCUUCACACAGAAGAGCAGCCUCAACACCCACAAGCGCGUGCACACCGGCGAGCGGCCUUACUCUUGUGACAUCUGCCAGAAGCGCUUCGCUGUCAAGAGCUACGUCACGGCACACCGUUGGUCCCACGUGGCCGAGAAGCCGCUGGUUUGCGAGCGCUGCUCGCUCACCUUUACCUCCAAGAGUCAAUUCGCCAUCCACAUACGCACCCAUACGGCCAGCACCACCUUCGAAUGCAACAUCUGUGGGCGUACGUUCGUGCGCGACAGCUACCUGAUUCGCCACCAGAAUCGCGUGCACCGCGAGCUUUCGCAGCAGGCCUCGCAGCAGACGGCGCAGCAGCAACCUCAACAGACGUCGGUGGCCAGUCAUGAGCCCGGCACGCCGCAUAGCUCAGGCGCCGCCACGCCCGGCGGCGGAUUCGAGAGCCCCGUCUGCGACCUACGCUACGCCGAGGGCCCGUCCAGCUUGGAGGCCCUGCAGACGGCCAAGCCCGGCCAGGUGAUUGCCGCCGAGAUCGCCAGCCUUGCAGCCAAGCAGAGCAGCCUGCAGCUGCCGCUGCCGCUGCUACACCCGCAGACCACCAACUAGUGCUCGCCUCCGCCGCCCCCGCGCUGCUUCCGCACGAGCGACUCGCCCUCGCCGCCCUACCGCCAACAGCAGCAACAGCAGCAGCAGCAGCAGCAGCAGCAGCAGCAGCAGCAGCAACAGCAGCAGCAGCCGCCGCCGCCGCCGCCGCCACCGCCACCGCCGCAGCCGCAGCAGCAGCCACAGUACCACUACCAUCAGCAGCAGAGCCUGCACCCCGCGCUCUAUCUCUACGCCCAGUACGCCAAUGGCAGCCCGGCAGCCCUGCCCUACUCGGCGGACUACGCGCAACACGAGUUUUUCAUAGGAAAAGUAUCUAGUAAUGUAAACAAAAGUAAAGCUGAACAAAAUAAUAAUAAUAAUAAUAAUAACAACAGUAGUAACAAUGGUAAUAAUAGUAAUAUUAAUAAUAUUAACGACGAUAUUGACGUGACGAGUAUAAGCAAACGAACGAGCAUACGCGGAGAAUAGGCGAGUGCCGGGAUCGUUGAUAGAUAGACCAAUCAGUCUCAAGUGCAAACGACGCGAGCAUAGCGGCGGCGAUUCGGAUCUCAAGUGUAAGAAUCUGGGCGCGGAGGCCGGUACGUUCAAAGCCAACAACGACAGUUGUAAGAACCAGUCAAAGAUACAAAGAAGCUACACGGGCAGCGAGAACGCGCGAUACCUACACAGUUUUCACCGACAUAUCCUACAUUACAUCCUCGAAGCUAGUUACAGCAGAGUGUGUACUGCGUUUUCACUAGCUAUUGCGUAUAUACGUGUUAUAUAGGCUAUUUUAUGUGUAAACAAUAAUGCGUAAAAUUAUCAUACUGUACGAUGCAUCAUAGAUACAUAUUCCGUAUGACAAUGGUACAAUUAAGGCAAAUGUGUACUGUACAUAGCUCUGUCACUUACCCACUACCCAUCCGCAUA